This is a messenger RNA of Talaromyces rugulosus, 1509 nucleotides long. RefSeq lists its product as uncharacterized. Lineage: Eukaryota; Fungi; Ascomycota; Eurotiomycetes; Eurotiales; Trichocomaceae. The transcript has a single exon. The coding region runs from base 1 to 1509 and encodes 502 amino acids. The record is from RefSeq and is a predicted model, not a curated record. Gene Ontology annotation, biological process: carbohydrate metabolic process.
AUGAAGCUGCUCACAUCGCGGGCGUUGAUGCUCGGAGGGCUUGUCGCUACUCCGCAAAUGGUAGCUGCUUUCGCGCAGGGCGACGCAGAUGCCAUGUUCGAUGCUUUCAACACCGCCCUUCUGACAACAUCUGGCUCUGACGUCUUUUAUAAGAAGUCGUUGGAUUCAGGGGAUCCCGACGGGUCAUGGUCCGGGUCGCUCGAUAUCCUCGCAGCCGAGGACGCCUAUGAGCGAACCGGAGACCCAGACACGAAGAACUUGGUGUACAACCUGUUGACUACGUGGCUGAAUAAAAACCCGCCACCGUGGGACUGGGAUGGCUGGAAUGACGAUAUUGGCUGGUUCACCCUGGCACUCAGUCGUGGGUAUUUGAUAACCCGCACCGAUGACUUCCUCACCCAGGCAGAAUACGGCUUCAACUAUGCGUUUGGCCGCGGCUGGGAUACGCAAUACAAUGGCGGUGGCAUUUGGGAGGAAAACCCGGAAUACAUCAGUGAGCUCCCAACAAAGGAGGCUCUGUCUACCGACAGUCUCGGCAAGGUGUCCUGUCUUCUCUAUAAGGGCACGCACAAUGGAACCUAUUUGGAUACGUGCAAGAUGAUUUAUGCCUGGACCCGGUCCACUCUCUUCAACGCCGAUACUGGCGAGCUAUAUACGGGUGUCAACGAGACUGGAUAUGUCAAUACUGCAUCAGCAGCCUACAACCAGGGCACAUUUCUGGACUUUGCCAAUCUCCUCUACGGAAUCACCCUCGACAACUCCUAUUAUGACGAUGCGAAGUUAGCCCUCGACUUUGGCAAAAACAGCCUCACCGUCAAUGGUAUUUUCAGCAACAGUGCUAGUUAUCUGAACACCUGGGCGGAUGAGAUGGCGCGCGGCGUUGGGAACUUUGUGCGCGAUAACCGACUGUGGGGGGAUUAUUACACAUGGAUGGUGCAAAAUGCAGAUUCGAUUCUCCAGAACCGACGGACUGACCGGAACAUCACUUGGAAUGCAUGGGAUCAAGCCACACCGGAAGACGACACACUGAUCGCAAACCAAUUCGCCAGCGCAGUGGCCUGGCUCCAGUACACGCCUGUAACCAAGCCCGGCGAGAUUGGAGGCAUCCGUUCCUUCGUCAACAAUAAGACUGGUCUGGCAAUCGACAACGGCGGUACCUAUGGCAAUGGCAACCCGGUUAGCCAGUGGGGACUCAAUCCUUCGCUCAACCAGAAAUGGCAGCUCACCCAAAACUCGGACGAUUCCUGGAACUUUCUCAGCCUUUCAACUUGGCUGUCGCUGGACUGCCCCGGCGGAAGCGAUGAGGAUGGCCUUCAAAUGAUUGAAUGGGAAACUAACCGUGAUUCCAACCAGCGCUGGGUGCUUACCCAGCAGUCGGACGGCACCUAUAAAAUCGAGAACCAGCAGACUGGUAAGGUCUUGGAUGGCGGUUCGAACUCAACCGACGGCGCUCCAUUGCUUCAGAAUGAUUGGAACUCCGGGGCUGAACAGCGGUGGAUUCUUUGGUAG